This is a messenger RNA of Triticum dicoccoides, 2242 nucleotides long. RefSeq names its product probable U3 small nucleolar RNA-associated protein 7. Gene Ontology annotation, cellular component: small-subunit processome; 90S preribosome; nucleolus. Gene Ontology annotation, molecular function: protein binding. Lineage: Eukaryota; Viridiplantae; Streptophyta; Magnoliopsida; Poales; Poaceae. The transcript is spliced from 8 exons. Bases 271 to 1866 code for a protein of 531 amino acids. The record is from RefSeq and is a predicted model, not a curated record. Gene Ontology annotation, biological process: maturation of SSU-rRNA from tricistronic rRNA transcript (SSU-rRNA, 5.8S rRNA, LSU-rRNA).
CCCACACCCGAGCGGCCAUCGCAGCGUGCCGCCGCCACAAGCGCUGCCCUGCCUGCUUCGCCACCACAGGCCCUCGCUAGCGCCGCCGCCGACGACACAGGCCCUCGCUAGCCCCUCCGCCACCACACUCCCUUCCUCGCCGUCGCCUCCGCUGCCGCCCCACGCCUUCCUCCUCCUCCCCUCCAGGCUCCUGCCCCGCUACGCAGCACCGGCAGUCCAGCACGCCGAAGAAGACCGUCGCCCGACGCAUCUACUUUCAGGGUGAGCAGGAUGGGGAUCCCUACCGAGGAAGAUCCCAAAGAGAUGAAGAACCACCAAAACUCUGUGGAUGAAAUGGAGAUGAAGGUGGUCAAGUUUUCGCGGGGGAAGGCUGCUAAUUUGGCGGCUCUGCGUGAUAAGAAAUUGAAAGGGCAGCUCACCGGAAAAGAGAAGUUAAUCGGAAUAUCUGCCAAAGCUGCUGCGCAAGCUGAAAAGUGGUUUUUACCUAUUGAGGGGGGCUACUUGGAGCCUGAAGAUUUGGAGAAGACAUAUAGAUUUACGCAGCCACAGAUAGCUAGCAUUGUCGACAUUUCGAGUGCAAGAAAACCAUUUGAUAUGGUCUUACCUGCACUUGGUCCUUAUACUCUAGAGUACACCUCAAAUGGUCGCUACAUGAUAGUAGGUGGGCGAAAAGGUCAUAUUGGUAUGAUGGAUAUGUUGAGUAUGGAUCUCAUCAAGGAGUUUCAGGUGAGGGAAACUGUGCGCGAUGUGGCAUUCUUACACAAUGAGCAACUCUUUGCAGUCGCCCAGAAGAAGUACCCCUACAUAUACAAUCGUCAUGGCACAGAAAUUCACUGUUUGAAGGAACAUGGCGAAGCGCUGAAACUUCAGUUUCUGGAUAAACACUUCCUCUUGGCAUCGAUAAACAGCUUUGGGCAGCUCCACUACCAAGAUAUGAGCACCGGCGAGAUGAUUGCAAAUCACAGGACAGGUCUAGGGCCUACAGAUGUUAUGCGUGUAAAUCCGUACAACGCUGUCAUUGGCCUUGGGCAUGCUGAUGGCAAAGUUACCAUGUGGAAGCCAACCAGCGUGAAGCCACUUGUCACAAUGCUGUGCCAUAAUGGCCAUGUGACUGCUGUUGCAUUUGAGAGGGGUGGUCAUCUUAUGGCAACUGCAGGUGUUGACAAGAAGAUUAAGAUUUGGGAUCUCAGGAAGUACGAGGUUGUGCAUACACACGCUGCACGAGCUGAGUCCUUGGAUUUCAGCCAGAAGGGGUUGUUGGCCGCCAGUAAUGGAUCCCUAGUAGAGAUAUACAGGGAUGUGGGGGGCCAUGAUUAUAAAGUUUAUAUGAAGCAUAGGAUGGUAAAGGGAUAUCAGGUCGGGAAGGUUUUGUUCCGCCCUUACGAGGAUAUCUGUUCGAUUGGGCACUCCACGGGGUUUUCUUCCAUUCUCGUUCCUGGAUCAGGCGAGGCCAACUUUGAUACCUUUGUUGAGAACCCUGUGGAGACUGCCAAGCAAAGGAGGGAGAGGGAGGUGCAUGCUCUCCUCAAUAAGCUUCAGCCGGAGACUGUGAUGCUCAACCCAAAUAUGAUCGGUAACGUGAGACAGCCAAAGAAGAAAGAGAAGAAGACCAAAAAAGAAGUUGAAGAGGAGAUUGAAGAUGCGGUGGAGGCCGCCAAGAGCACGAAGGUGAAGAAUAAGACCAAGGGCAGGAGCAAACCCAGCAAGCGGGCCAAGAAGAAGGAAGAAGAGGUCCUCAGAGCCAAGAGGCCUCUACUGGACCAGUACAAGGAAAUCGGCGGGCAUCCCGACAAGAAACAGCGGGUAGGCGACAAGGCCGAGCUGCCAAAGGCCCUGCAGCGGUUUGCCAAGAACAAGCAAUCAUGAUCUUGUUUAUCUAGCAGUUUGUGCUGUAGUAUCGUCUAUCAUGUACUCCCUCCGUUCCUAAAUAAGUCUUUGGAGACAUUCCAUUAUGAACCAUAUACGGAGUAAAAUGAAUGAACUACACUCUAAAAUGCAUCUAUAUACAUCCGUAUGUGGUUCAUAGUGGAUUGUCUCCAAAGACUUAUAUUUAGGAACGGAGGGAGUAGCUGGCAAGUAGUAUUUGAGUCCAUGUGGACAUGCCACAUGAGACAACGGUGGGAAAGGAUGCAGCAAAGUUUUGUCCCGAAAUAACUUAUGUUCUAGUUGAAAUUUAGCUCACUUCUUGAGUUGGACAUCCUAUUAUCUUGUAUGAAUAGGUUAGGCUGGGGCUUGAGUGGUU